AUGCCAGUCAGUGUCACCUACAAAACCAAGGCAGGCAAAACAGGAGAACAGAUGAAAGAACAGUUUCUCAAUGAGGUUGAGCUGUUGCAAACAUGUCAUUGUUGUAUAAAGGCAGCGGUUUCAUCACAGCAUAUUCUUGAUAAACCUGCUACAGCGAUUUGCAAAAGUGUAUGCCAGGCUUGCAUAGAGAGUGCUUCUGUCUGUAACACCUGUCGUGCUCAAGGGCAGCUUAGCCACGUGCCAUCUCUUCGUGCUUGCCAACGGUGUCUUCAAUCCAAUGUUCAGUGUUCUCGAGCGGUGGUUCUUGUUUUGGCAUCGGACUGUGAAUCUGGGAACAAAAGAGCAUUUGAAUUGAUUUCUCAGAGCAAAGCUCAUGGAACGUUGCCCCCUCAGUUUAUAUUCGUUUGUCUUCCUGAUGCCGCUCACGUAGGCAAAAGUUUAAAGUGUAGCUUCGCCAACUGGAUGUUGCUGUUGGAUGAGGAGAGAGCAUGUUUGUCAAUGUUGCACACAAUCCGAGAUUCUGAUCCGGAAUUGAAGAAGUUGCUACCAAGGGACAGUGUCCUAAAUAAAGAUCGGAUGGACAUAAACUGUAUACUACAUUUGCGUAAAGAGUCUGUGUUAGCUCGUCUCCGCACCGUCGAUCGCGUGGUGCAUUCAGUUCUCCCAGACAGCUACAAAAUCAGUGAGACCAACAAGGUAGGGCUAUAUCCGCAUCCCGUAGCAACUUGCCCCGGUGAGCACGGAAAACUUCUCGUUCUGGACUAUGCUCCACUGAAGAACUUCACUAGGCUUCUAGUAGUUAGGCUUCAUGUCCCAGCAGAUGUCAAGAUUGUUGGAGAAUGCCAUAGUGCAGCUAAAUCGCUCGCUUACUGCGAUAGAAUAACGUAUGUAAGCUGUGCCACAGGAAUACAACUAUUUUCCAUUACAAAGAAGCCAACGCAACAGGUAAAGAAUCUCAAAAAAGUAGAGCUCACUUCUGAGUUGCAGAAGAGAGGACUUGACACACUCGGAACAGUUCCGGUGCUUCGAGAACGACUCCAUGCAUCUAAAGAAUGUAGAAAGAACAUAUGCAGAAACAAAAAGUGA
This is a messenger RNA of Porites lobata, 1086 nucleotides long. Lineage: Eukaryota; Metazoa; Cnidaria; Anthozoa; Scleractinia; Poritidae. The record is from the annotation of a GenBank genome assembly.